AGGUGGGGGAAAGAAGGAAAAUUCUACGAGGGACUCCGGGACACGGUGGGAGUGGCAGGAUGGGACCGGGCGGCGGGGUGUAGGACCACGGCGAUGAGGAGGAUACCCCGCCCUGGGACGCGCAUCCAGGCUUGGGGUCUAGGGGUAUUACUGUGCGCGUUUCAUCUACGCGCGCAUUUCAUUUCAUGCGCUGGCACACGGGACGGACAUAGAGCAGUAUUAGGAAUUUUCAUUUUAUUUCCCGCCCCGAAAACCACGGCCGGUAGGGAUGGGUUUGACGGACGGAUGGAUGCAUGGAUAGUGUCAAAACAAGUCUGUACAGCACGCAAUGAUGACAAAAGGAGAAGAUCGGCCCCUCAAAAGGGUAUGACACGAUUUGAUACACGCGCGCGAGUUUCCGGGUCCAAUCCCCUUCAUCAUCUCUCACCCUCUCCUUACUCUCCUUCUCUCUGUGUCUCAUACUCCCCCCCCUCCCCUCUCUCUCUCUUGCUCUGGUCCGUGGUGGCUGCUGCUGCUACUGCUGCUGCUGGGAGAGAAAUCAGAAAACGAAAAGGGGAUACCGUGACUGAUCACCCCUUCUCUAUUCUUUCCUCGUCUGGCCCACCGACUUUGUGUAAAAAGGAAAAAGGGAAAGAAAAAAAAAGCUGAGGAAGAAACAAGUUUGCAGUGUGUGUGGGCAGUUGUAUAUUACCGACUCGACCAGCCCGGCCCAGCCUAGUCUAGUCCAGCCUAGCCAGCAAGCCCAAGAGAUAGAGAGACUCUUAGAGGGGAAGCUAGAAACCCCCAUUUUCCCCCUGUACAAGCGAAAAAGAAAACCUCGUUUCAUUAGACCCGUAAAAAAACGUUGUGCGGUGGCGUAUCGCGUCUGCGAGAGACCCGUCGAGGGAACCCGGCAAGGGAGGGAGGGGAGGUGAGAAGUAGGCAAGGGGAG
Messenger RNA from Durotheca rogersii, 931 nucleotides. RefSeq lists its product as uncharacterized. The transcript has a single exon. The record is from RefSeq and is a predicted model, not a curated record. Lineage: Eukaryota; Fungi; Ascomycota; Sordariomycetes; Xylariales; Xylariaceae. Bases 94 to 648 code for a protein of 184 amino acids.